AUAAAUAAGAUAAAUAUAUGCUACAUAUGCCACUCCUUACUCAAGAAAAGUCAAUUAUUAAUGUUGCAAGCGAUCAAAUCAAAUGAAUUGCUUAACCAACUUGCGCAUAAAGAUGUUAAAACACAAACGGAUGGAUUGAAACACAAUUUCUUUAACUUGAAAAUAGUUGUUCUGGAUAAAAUUAUUAUAAACAAUGAUCCAGAGUCAGUGAAAGAAGAAAGAGAAGAUGUUAAGGAGGAGUUUGAAAUAGAAUUGGAUGAUACAGCCUCAAUAGACUACAAGCUAUCGGGCAUAGCUAAUGUUAAACCAUCAGAUUCGGAAGAUGAUGUACCUUUGAGCAGUUUGAAUGAUAAAAACCCUGUCAAAAAUGAGAGAAAGAGAAAGAGGAGGAAAUUCGCCGAAAUAAAAGUGGACGCCCGCGAAAUAAUACUAACGGAGGAGGAGCAGAUAACCGACAUGCAGACCAGGGCCAGGUCGUUGAAUUAUCUCAACUCGCCGUACAAGUGCGACUUAUGCUACCGCGGCUUCAUAGACCCGAUCGCGUUCGGCAAGCACAGAGACAAGCAUGAUGAGAAAAACGGUGCGCACAAAUGUAAAAUAUGUCACCUGAGGUACAUGAGUGGUCGACUCUUGCGCGCUCAUGUCAUAUCGACUCACUCCCGGCGAUAUGAGUGUAACAUAUGCAAGCAGCUCACUCAUACGAGACACCAAGCCAAAGAACACGAGCUGUGGCACAACGGGCACACAUAUCUGUGCAAGCUGUGCGGCCAGAGAUUUGUCAAAUCGUCAUCGUACCUCACGCACAUGCGCAAGUCGCACGCGAGCGAGCACAUAUGCGUGUCGUGCGGCGCGGGCUUCGUCAGCGCGUACGGGCUGCGCAUGCACGCGUCGAAGUCGCAUAGGGGCGACGUGGACACGAAAAAGGAUGAACCGAUUUCGGACAGUUUCUGCGCGGAAUGCAAGAUACAGUUCAAGUCGGUGGACGCAUGGAAGAAGCACGUUAUCGCCGCACAUUAUGUAUUUAAGGGGAAAGGAGCUACAUGCCCAAUAUGCAAAGAGCAUGUCAGCGAAGCGCACAAAUUCUCGCAUAUGCGCACGCACACCACCAUGCGUGCGCACGCGCAUGACUAUGAAAGGACACCGGCUAUGACAACGUUGUCAUGCGAUCAUUGCGAAUCGAAAUUUUUCAACCUGACAAAACUCAGGACUCACAUAAAGCGAGUACACCUCGGAUAUAAAUACGAUAAGAAUAUCGUGUGCGAAUCAUGCGGGAAGCACUGUACGUCCACGGCCGCGCUGCAGUAUCACCAGAGGCGGCAUUCCGGCGAGCGGCCGUACGCGUGCCCGCAGUGCGCAGCGCGUUUCCGGUGCCGCGAGCACGCGCGGAUACACUACCGGACGCACUCCGGCGAGCGGCCGUACUCGUGUCCGGUAUGGUGCCGCGAGCACGCGCGGAUACACUACCGGACGCACUCCGGCGAGCGGCCGUACUCGUGUCCGGUAUGCGGGAAGGCGUUCACGCAGAAGCCGGCGCUGAACCGGCACUACGCGAUACACACUGGAUCCAAGCCUUUUGAGUGUCAAUACUGCGCAAAAACGUUCAGCCAGUCGAGUUCAUUGAAGGCCCACGUGAAAACGGUGCAUUUAAAAAUACCUAGGAAAGUGAGUCAAGUUGUUGAUAAUAAAAUUUGCUGA
Molecule: messenger RNA, 1695 nt
Organism: Zerene cesonia (dogface butterfly)
Lineage: Eukaryota; Metazoa; Arthropoda; Insecta; Lepidoptera; Pieridae
Product: zinc finger protein 14-like
Exons: 13
Coding region: 61-1695 (544 amino acids)
Source: RefSeq, a predicted model, not a curated record